CUCCAGGAGCACCUCCCAGGGAACACGGCCAGUGAAGCUCUAAAGGAGGGUGCUCUGCUUGAAGGACUGUGGGCAGAUGUGACCAGGAGCCAGCUUUAAGUUGUACGAUGAUAGAUGGAGUGAUGAUUCUUCCUGUGCUAAUGAUGAUUGCUUUUCCUUCCCCGAGUGUGGAAGAUGAGAAGCCUAAGGUCAACCCCAAACUUUACAUGUGUGUGUGUGAAGGCCUUUCCUGUGGGAAUGAGGACCACUGUGAAGGCCAGCAGUGCUUUUCGUCACUGAGCAUCAACGAUGGCUUCCAUGUCUACCAGAAAGGCUGCUUCCAGGUUUAUGAGCAAGGAAAGAUGACCUGUAAGACCCCGCCAUCACCUGGACAAGCCGUGGAGUGCUGCCAAGGGGACUGGUGUAACAGGAACAUCACGGCCCAGCUGCCCACUAAAGGAAAGUCCUUCCCUGGAACACAGCAUUUCCACUUGGAGGUUGGCCUCAUUAUUCUCUCUGUAGUGUUUGCAGUAUGCCUUCUAGCAUGCCUGCUGGGAGUGGCUCUCCGAAAAUUUAAAAGGCGCAACCAAGAACGCCUCAAUCCCAGAGAUGUGGAGUACGGCACCAUUGAAGGGCUCAUCACCACCAAUGUUGGAGACAGCACUUUAGCAGAUUUAUUGGAUCAUUCGUGUACAUCAGGAAGUGGCUCUGGUCUUCCUUUUCUGGUACAAAGAACAGUGGCUCGCCAGAUAACACUGUUGGAGUGUGUCGGGAAAGGCAGGUAUGGUGAGGUGUGGAGGGGCAGUUGGCAAGGGGAAAAUGUUGCCGUGAAGAUCUUUUCCUCCCGUGAUGAGAAGUCGUGGUUCAGGGAAACAGAAUUGUACAACACUGUGAUGCUGAGGCAUGAAAAUAUUUUAGGUUUCAUUGCUUCAGACAUGACAUCAAGACACUCCAGUACCCAGUUGUGGUUGAUCACGCACUACCAUGAAAUGGGGUCAUUGUAUGACUAUCUUCAGCUCACUACUCUGGAUACAGUUAGCUGCCUUCGAAUAGUGCUGUCCAUAGCUAGUGGUCUUGCACAUUUGCACAUAGAGAUAUUUGGGACCCAAGGGAAGCCAGCCAUUGCCCAUCGAGAUUUAAAGAGUAAAAACAUCCUGGUGAAGAAGAAUGGACAGUGUUGCAUAGCAGAUUUGGGCCUGGCAGUCAUGCAUUCCCAGAGCACCAAUCAGCUUGAUGUGGGGAACAACCCUCGUGUAGGCACCAAGCGCUACAUGGCCCCUGAAGUUCUAGAUGAAACCAUCCAGGUGGAUUGCUUUGAUUCUUACAAGAGGGUCGAUAUUUGGGCCUUUGGACUUGUUUUGUGGGAAGUGGCCAGGCGGAUGGUGAGCAAUGGUAUAGUGGAAGACUACAAGCCACCAUUCUACGAUGUAGUUCCCAAUGACCCAAGUUUUGAAGAUAUGAGGAAAGUAGUGUGUGUGGAUCAACAGAGGCCAAACAUACCCAACAGAUGGUUCUCAGACCCGACAUUAACCUCUCUGGCCAAGCUGAUGAAAGAAUGCUGGUAUCAAAACCCAUCUGCAAGACUCACAGCUCUGCGUAUCAAAAAGACUUUGACCAAAAUUGAUAAUUCCCUAGACAAAUUGAAAACUGACUGUUGACAUUUUCAUGGUGUCAAGAAGGAAGAUUUGAUGUUGUCGUUGUCCAGCUGGGACCUAAUGCUGGCCUGCCUGGUUGUCAGAACAGAACUCAUCUGUCUCCCUCCCUCAAUGGCCACUUUGACGAGGCAGACAUCUCACCUAGCCAUGUGCUGGGGAGACACCAAAACCACCCCAACCUCGCUCAAUGACUGUGAACUGGGCAUUUCAUGAACUGUUCACACUUCAAAGACUAAUGGUGGACAGAUACUGUUGCAAAGGUAGGGAACUGGAGGAACACAGAGAAAUCCUAAAAGAGAUCUGGGCAUUAAGACAAUGGCUUUGCAUAUCUUUCACAGUUCUCCUAGACACUCCCCACGGGAAACUCAAGGAGGUGGUGAAUUUUUAAUCAGCAAUAUUGCCUGUGCUUCUCUUCUUUAUUGCACUAGGAAUUCUUUGCAUUCCUUACUUGCACUGUUACUCUUAAUUUUAAAGACCCGACUUGCCAAAACUUUGGCUGCGUACUCCACUGGUCUGUCUUUGGAUAAUAGGAAUUCAAUUUGGCAAAAACAAAAUGUAAUGUCAGACUUUGCUGCAUUUUACACAUGUGCUGAUGUUUACAACGAUGCCGAACAUUAGGAAUUGUUUAUACACAACUUUGCAAAUUAUUUAUUACUUGUGCACUUAGCAGUUUUUACAAAACUGCUUUGUGUGUAUGUUAAAGCUUAUUUUUAUGUGGUCUUAUGAUUUUAUUACUGAAAUGUUUUUAACACUAUACUCUGAAAUGGACAUUUUCUUUUAUUAUCAGUUAAAUUCACAUUUAAAUGCUUCACAUUUGUAUGUGUGUAGACUGUAACUUUUUUUUCAGUUCUUAUGCAGAACGUAUUUAGUCAUUACCCAUGUGACACCACCGAAUAUAUUACUGAUUUAGAAACAAAGAUUUCAGUAGAAUUUUAGUCCUGAACGCUGUGGGGGAAAAUGCAUUUUCUUCGGAAUUAUCCAUUAUGUGCAUUUAAACUCUGCCAGAAAAAAAUAACUAUUUUGUUUUAAUCUACUUUUUGUAUUUAGUAGUUAUUUGUAUAAAUUAAAUAAACUGUUUUCAAGUCAA
Marmota flaviventris (yellow-bellied marmot) is the source of this 2721-nucleotide messenger RNA. It is a transcript of the gene Acvr1, whose product is annotated as activin A receptor type 1. NCBI's taxonomy places the organism in Eukaryota, Metazoa, Chordata, Mammalia, Rodentia, Sciuridae. Gene Ontology annotation, biological process: heart development; cellular response to growth factor stimulus; transforming growth factor beta receptor signaling pathway. Gene Ontology annotation, molecular function: transmembrane receptor protein serine/threonine kinase activity; ATP binding. The record is from RefSeq and is a predicted model, not a curated record. Gene Ontology annotation, cellular component: plasma membrane; BMP receptor complex.